AUGGCUACGGAGGUUGUGGUGGUGGCUGCCAGGCGCACAGCUGUGGGCAAGUUCGGUGGUUCCCUGGCUGGUGUGCCAGCCAUUGCGCUGGGUGCUGCUGUCAUAAAGCAGCUGCUGGAGGACACUGCCGGCAAGGUGAAGAAUGACAUGGUCGAUGAGGUCAUCAUUGGGCAAGUCCUGACAGCUGGUUGUGGACAAAAUCCUGCGAGGCAAACUGCUCUGAAAGCUGGGCUCCCUGAGACCUGUCCAGCACUGACCAUCAACAAGGUUUGUGGUAGUGGAUUGAAAGCCUUGAAUUUGGCCACACAGGCGAUUGUCGCAGGCGACGCUGAGAUCGUGGUGGCCGGUGGGCAGGAGAGCAUGUCGGACAGCCCUCAUGUACUGAACAGAAGCAGGGAGGGCCAGCGCAUGGGCGACUGGAAGAUGGUCGAUUCGAUGAUUGUAGAUGGCCUUUGGUGCGCAUUCAACAACUACCACAUGGGCAUGACCGCUGAGAAUGUGGCUGCCAAAUAUGGUUUAGACCGUGCUUCCCAGGAUGACUUCGCCGCCGCCUCGCAGCGAAAGGCCGGCGAAGCGCAACAGGCUGGCAAGUUCAAGGACCAGAUUGUGCCAGUGCCAACAACCAAGAAAGGACAGGUGCUUGACAAAGACGAGUACAUCAAGGGAGACACAUCCCUUGAGCAGCUGCAAAAGCUGAAACCUGCCUUUAAGAAGGACGGAUCAGUCACAGCAGGCAAUGCCUCUGGCAUCAACGACGGUGCGGCGCUGUGCUUGUUGAUGUCUGCUGCCAAGGCUCAACAGCUGGGUUUGCAGCCCUUGGUCUUUGUUCGCGGCUUUGCCAGUGCGGGGGUCGAUCCCAAGAUCAUGGGCACUGGCCCCAUUCCCAGCAGCAAGAAAGUCCUCCAGAAGGUGGGUUGGAAGGCGAGCGAUCUGGACCUAAUUGAGGCCAACGAGGCUUUUGCUGCGCAGGCAUUAGCCGUUAACAAGGAGAUGGGUUGGGAUGUCUCCAAGGUGAAUGUGAAUGGUGGAGCGAUCGCAAUUGGCCACCCCAUUGGAGCAUCCGGCUGCCGCAUUGCUGUGGACCUAAUCCAUGAGAUGCAAAGAGCCAACAAACGACGGGGCCUGGCCACGCUGUGCAUCGGAGGCGGCCAAGGUGUUGCCAUGUGCUUCGAACGACUUCCCAGCAGCAAGCUGUGA
Messenger RNA from Cladocopium goreaui, 1197 nucleotides. NCBI's taxonomy places the organism in Eukaryota, Dinophyceae, Suessiales, Symbiodiniaceae. The record is from the annotation of a GenBank genome assembly.